UUUCACUGUAGACUCUCGGGGCUCUGCUUCCCAUGCCUUGAUAAACUUAGUGCUACGUCACUUCCUUUAUUGGCGCGUCGCUAGUUUGCGGAAGCAAGCGAUAGAAUAACAGUAAUGAGCAGCGGAGAUAGCAAUCCUGCAGCCACCCCCACCCCCUGUGAUGACAUACACGGUGAUGGACGAUGGAUAUCACUGCACAAUCGUUUUGUGUCAGACAGUAAAGGGAAAGAACCGGACGUGCUCUUUGUUGGAGACUCUCUUGUCCAACUAAUGCAUGAGUUUGAGGUGUGGAGAAAUCUGUUCUCUCCACUCCAUUCUCUGAAUUUUGGGAUUGGUGGUGAUGCAACACAGCAUGUCCUAUGGAGACUCACUAAUGGAGAACUGGACCAUAUCUGCCCCAAGGUGGUAGUGUUGUGGGUGGGCACUAAUAAUCAUGGCCACACCCCUGAGCAGAUCUGUGGAGGCAUCAUGGCCAUCGUAAACGUGAUCAACAAGCACCUUCCUCAAACUCACGUUCUUGUACUGGGUGUUUUGCCCAGAGGCAAGAGUCCGAACCCACUGCGAGAGCGCAAUGCGCGGGUGAACACCCUGGUGCAGGCUGAGUUGGCAUCUCUCUCCUAUGCCUCACUUCUGGACGUGGAUCCUGGAUUCGUCCAAUCAGAUGGCUCAAUCUCCCACCAGGACCUAUACGACUAUCUCCACCUCACUGCACAGGCCUAUCAGAAAGUGUGUCAGCCGAUAUACACACGCAUUAAAGCUCUGUUAGAAACACACACACCCUGAGUGCAGAGAAGACAAAGAAGUCUUCAUACACUAUUGUAGACAUGUAUCCUACAUACAGACAUUAUCAACAGCAACAAAAAAACAUGCACUUACAUUAAUACUGUUACGGACCAACAUGUCACAAUUUACACUAGAUAUAGUACACUAUUAACACCUAUACAUACACAGACCACUCCAGGCCAUUUCAUUUAUUGAUCAGUUAAUACAUUACACAGCUGAUCUGAUCAUUGAUUUCACUAGAGUGAUGCUUAAUCUACCAUAACAAAAAACUGCCACUUUAUAUGUUAUAUUUGUUGACCCCAAGCAAAACAAUUUUUCAGGAAACAAUGUUAGCUUAAGUAUAUGGAAAGUUCAUGAACACUGCACAGGUAACGAAACAGUGCGUUGUGCCGAGCAUGAUUGAAGUCAAAGCUCAAUGAAUAAACACAACUUUUCUGUUUCGGCGCUCACAGUGAGCCUCCUCCCACAUAACAGUGGUUAGAAAAUACAUGACCAUGGUGAAGUGUUUGCAAAAUGGUUGAAAUGCAUAUAAAUUGAACUUAUUUUUUUUUUCCUGAAAGCACUUCUGAUUUCUUAUUUUUUGUACCAUGUUUAUGUUGGUGUGUCUUAAAUGCAUAGAAAGCAUUAGGUAGUAUCUGUCUCCUGGCUGUAUGUCUACUGUAUGUUAGAACCUGUAAAUAUAAUCUUUUCUUUACUGCAAACUUAAACAUUAAAGUAAAACAAACUUGGCAUGCAUACAUAACCCUUUGGCAUCUGACAGUACAGUUUUCCAAAUCCUGUCUAUAAGAAUAACUGCCUUACCUUUGUUUAGUGUUUUUCUUGCUCAAACAGAACUGUUACAACUAUAGAAAAGUCACAUUCAGCUGAUAAGAUCGAUCAAAUGCAUAUGAACAAUGAAAAUGUUAAACACUAUACUGUGACCUGUAAAUAACUCUUUUAUGAGUGAUUCCAAUUGAUGAGAAUGUAGUGUGAUCCUACUUAUUCUCAACAUCCUGUCCUGUGUCGUUAAUACAGAGGCCUUUGGUCACUUUUCAAGCCUGUUGGCCUGUAAAAAAAUAAUAAAAUAAAAUUCUUUAGAGCUUCCAUCAAUAAUUCUGAGGGCCAAAUCUGUGACUUAACACUGCGAUAUGUAAAUGUCUUCUGUUUUAAAAUGCUGGAUUAAAACCAUGGACUCAACCAACUGGGUGUCUUAAUUGAUAUAUACAGUAUGAGAGGAGCUAGACUAUUCCUUCCCAGUGAAACUAAAAGACUAAGCCAAAAGCAUGAUAGGACAAGGCAUCUUUAUAGUAAAAUCACAUCCAGGAAAUUCUAUUCUUAUCUGGAAGAAGACUGAUGUGCCUGAACAGCUUGAAAUUCUAGUAUAUCUGUACAUCUCGACAUGUCAAAACAACCAGCAAAUGAUUCGCAUAUGUAUUCAGUUACUCAGUUCACUCUAGCUUCAACUAAAUAAAUGGAUAAAUAAAUAAACUUUUACUAACUCUUGGGCAUGUCUAGCUGCGAACAGGUGGUCUUUUUUUUCUUGUACAUCAUUGAAGUAUUAAAGAAUGUUCAUGGCCAGUGAUGUUCAACGCUUUGUUUUUCGUUUCUGUGAGGUGAAUAAAGAUGUGAUUCCACAGA
Ictalurus punctatus (channel catfish) is the source of this 2400-nucleotide messenger RNA. RefSeq names its product platelet-activating factor acetylhydrolase, isoform Ib, gamma subunit (gene pafah1b3). The record is from RefSeq and is a predicted model, not a curated record. NCBI's taxonomy places the organism in Eukaryota, Metazoa, Chordata, Actinopteri, Siluriformes, Ictaluridae. The transcript is spliced from 6 exons. Bases 115 to 783 code for a protein of 222 amino acids.